CAUGUAGCACAGAAUUACUUCGGCUGUUUCUUCGCAUUGCCAAUUGUUGUAUCCUCGAUGAGAUGGGGUGUCGCAGCUGGCAGGAAAACCAUGGUGGCAACUGUUGUACUCUUGUUUGUCUUGUCUGGUCCAGUGAAAGCAUUAAAUUAUAUGCUAAUGCAUGGUUUUCUUGGCUUCACAAUGGGUUCGUUAUGGAGGUUGAGAACAAGUUGGGGUGCCUCGAUCUUCUUGUGUGCUCUUGCUCGGGCUGUUGGUGCUCUCGGAUAUGUUAUAUUAUCCUCAUUUUUAAUAGGAGAAAACAUCCUUGCUCUGAUCACGAUAAACAUUCAUGCUUCUCUCUCGUACAUCCUCACAUCCUUAGGCAGUCCGAUACUUCCAUCUAUGAACUUUAUAUACACCUUAUUCGGGACUCUGCUUUUGAUAAACUGUGCAUUUUUCGUGUCCUUGCUGCAUCUUCUCUAUGCCAUUUUUCUUACUAAAUUUGGCAUGAAAGCUAAUUUGAGACUGCCAAGGUGGUUAGCCAUAGCAAUUUAAACAGGCUAAAGAAAGCACUCUCAUUAAAGACGCGAUAGGAAUGGAACUUUGCUCAGAUACUACACCACCGCGGUGGUUAACACAAGGUUAUUUUGAUCAUCAUUUAUUCAAGACUGUCGAUUUGAAUCGACAUCAACUUCAUCUAUCUAUUGCUCAAAACAAUACAAAGUCAGCAACAAGUCCAGUUUACUUGUACAUGAAUUUGAAAUGCGUAUUUGGCCAGUAUCUAAUGCACUGAAAACUCCACCUGGUUGGAGAUGUAAUAUUUUUGUGUAUAAUGCUAUCAAUUUAUCUAAAAAAAAACAUAUAUUAUUUCAGAAA
Solanum lycopersicum (tomato) is the source of this 855-nucleotide messenger RNA. The record is from RefSeq and is a predicted model, not a curated record. Lineage: Eukaryota; Viridiplantae; Streptophyta; Magnoliopsida; Solanales; Solanaceae.